GCAAUGACGAGAACAAUCAUUGAGCUUACACUACCAAACCAUCUGAGAAAUCAGAAGGUUCAGAAUGUGUGAAUGAAUGAACAGAAAUCUUAGCAGGCUUCCAACUCUCUCAUCUCGAAUACCUUUGGUUUUUUGUGUGGCGGUCGCAGGUCUUUGAUUCUAUAAUUUGGAUCGAGCCACAAUGACGACAAUCAGCUCCUCUUGAGAUGUUCGCAAUGUUCUACCACUUUGAAUGUCCAUUGUUCGAGUUUCUGAGAGAUCGGGAAUGAAAGUCUUAGGCAUUGAUUGUGGUAAUGCAUUUGCAAAAGAGUCAUCGCUGAAAGCGGAAAAUAGUUUUCAAUCGGAGUAGCUUGUUUCACAUUUCCAGUCAUUCUUGUAAUCAUUCCUUGCAAACUUCGAUAGUAUCGAUGUGAAAGUGUUUGGAAGUUUAUUUCUUUGCCCGGUGAUGACCAAACGUGUCCAAAAAGCCAAAUUUGCAGGCCAACCUACUAUCUUAUACUUGCCUUGGGGCUAAAUAAGAUGGAAAGCGUUCGCGAUGAGAACUUGAGAGCUUAUCUGAGGGCACCUUCAAUCUUUAUUUCCUUUCAUGGCACAUUUCCAGCCCUCCUCGUCUUUAUAGUUCUUUUUUUCGCAGUAUAUUCUUUUUCCGCAUGUCUUGCUUUAUUCUCACAAAAUCCUUGUUACACUUUAGCGGGGCUUUUGUUAUGGAAUGGAUUGUGGGUUUCUCCACUGGUGCUGCCACAACAUAUCAGCCUCGCCACAAAAAAAAUGAGAACAAAGAAUUAUUAAUUCACCUGCAAGCACUCAUAAAUCAACGAUUUCAGUGAUUCUAUCUUCUCAUACCUCAACACUCUUUCCCGGGAGCACAUCAUUUUUGCUACUUCUACUCACUCCAUUUUAACUAUUGAUAUCGAUAGACAUAUUCCAGUUAGUGGCGUUUACUGCCAUGUUUUCGAGGCUCUCUAUCAAUUCGCAUGAUGGCAGUGAACAAACUUCGCCCUUGACAUCUUCGUCCUCGUCCUCUUUGCUCGAAGGAGCGCAUCUCUCAAUAAACACCGCAGUUGAACAAGCUGAUGCCCCUGAUUAUGCGAUUCUGUGUGUUGACGGGUUGUCUUCCGCUGGAUUAUUUGAGGAUGCGGCAGUCAUUGCCCAAGGAUAUUUAUACGAGAAGCCAAAUCAUGCACUGUUUUUGAAGCACUUGGCUAAAGGUUUAUUUGAAACAGAACAUUACAGCGAAGCUAGCCAGAUAUACCAGCGUCUAGAGGCAAUGUCAGGGUUGGCCAACGACACAGAAAAAAAACUCUGGACCAUCGAAGCACUUCUCAACGACAAUCGACCUGGAGCAGCGCUUGACGAAUUUCUCAGAACUCCUUCACUAGAAGAAUGUGCCAGAGGACUGUGUUUCAAAAGCCGCGCCUUGCGGAAACUAAAGCAGCCUGCAGCAGCAAGAGCUGCCGCUGACCAGAUGUUGGAAGUAGCUGGCGAAAAUGUCGUUGUCGACUAUUGGGUUGAGUAUGGGUUGGUACUGUAUGAUUUGCAGGAUUUCAUAGGAUCAUUGAAAUAUUUGCGACAGGGCGCAACAGAAGAUGUGAUCGAAUCUGCCCUAGGGCUAUCAGGCGAAGCGAAGGAAGCGGAAGAGAUGUUUCAUUCUCCGCAGACAUUGAGUCCAUGCCAUCGUCGUAAAAUUAUUAAUGGGCCAGCUACCGAUUGGGAAGAAUUUAGGGGAAGAGCAAAUUGGAUGAAGACACUCCCCGACUUGCGUGCCCUAGUGCAGGUUUCAUUUCAUAACUCUCUCCCGGACCCGGAAGACUUGGCCAGUUGUUUGUGCAUAUUAGGUACCAGGCAUCGAGAAGGUGGCACUCACGAAGCAGCCUCCGCAUGCUUUGAAAUUGCGCUCAAAAUUAAUAGUACAUCUGCGUUUGUGUUGUCCAUGUCAGCUACAAAUCUUGCAGCCAACGCCCCUCUUAAUGAAUCUGACGAAGCACGUUUCGCACGUCUCCACAAGGCGGAUGAUCUCUGGGAACAACUAUUAAAAAUUGGGCCCUACACUGACGGAUCCUUCGAAAUUCCACAUGCCGAGAUCUAUCGCCGACGUGCAGAACUGUGGAAAGACAUCAAAACAUCGCUCUACGAGAAGUACUUGUUUAAAUAUGCGGAAAUUAUCAAAUCCCCUGCAGAAUUCAUAUCGGUAGCAAAAGUGUUGAGGUCUAACCAAAAAACCGACGGUAUUAAUACAAUUGCAUAUAAAGAACGUGCUGAAAGAGUCGAUCGGCUGUAUUAUGAAGCGCUGCAUUCUCCAGAAUAUUCACCCACCCAUGCCCCUCAAAAGGCAGCCCUUGUAUAUGGAUGGCGUGUUGACAACCUCGCAUAUGGUGAUAUUGAUCCAGAACGGCAAGAGCGAUUUCUCCGACAGAAGAUGGAGCUUGACGGUAACCCUGAUCGCUUGUUGAACUUUAUUGGUAAAGCAGGAGAUCGCGAUCGCGAAGUCUUACAAUUGCUUGAGAGCGCUGAACGGAAAUUUGGUGGGAAGUAUGUUGCAUUAGCCAAGGACCAAAGAAAAUACCUCAAAAAUAUUGAGAAGAUAAAAAAGACUACCGGGAAUAAAACACCAGAUGAUUCUCUUAAGCAAGAUCCUGUUCAGAACAGUAUCAAACGAACACGAGUAGCCGCUGGCUGGCAUGCUUGGAAGGCACAAAAAUAAUAUCGGAGGAUUCGUAGGCCUAAUAAUAAAAAGAUGCUUCUGAUAGUGAUGAGCGAGUCAAUAGAUGACUCCUCAAAAUACAUUUCUCGACACUUCGCAAAGCUGCACGAUCAAAACUUUUACUACAUGCUCCACACACAUAUUCAUUCAUUUUAUGUUGGAAUUCAUAUUUAUACCAAAUGAAGCAUUUUUCAAGACUGUAAUAGCGUUAUAUAUAAGCAAUUCUUUUUGGCGAUCAACACCUGCAGACAUCUCAAUCUUAAAACUCGAGAAUCUUUCAUCCAACGCUGUCCAAUAGAUUUUUUACUGUGAGACUAUUCGAAUUAUUCUUGAUGCAAGGUUUUGGUGGUAUUGCUAAUGCAAAUCGUUUGUGGAUGUUUUUCUUGUUUUCAUCACAUUGAAAGUAGCUGGUCUCUUGGAGAUGGAUAACAUCUUAUUCCUUUGCUAGUAUAAUUUCGACUAAAGAAAUAUUCACGGGCGAUGAAAGAAUGCUCCAGGAAAGAACUAUGUUUAAUAUGAAUCACAGUUACAUUGACACUUUAAUCUGAUCAUGAAAGUUUGCUUUCAUUAGAAGAUUAUUAUGGUUCGGUAAUUGACCCCAAAUGGGACAAUUUGGUUUGAGCCCA
Molecule: messenger RNA, 3327 nt
Organism: Botrytis cinerea B05.10
Lineage: Eukaryota; Fungi; Ascomycota; Leotiomycetes; Helotiales; Sclerotiniaceae
Exons: 2
Coding region: 947-2701 (584 amino acids)
Molecular function (GO): protein binding
Source: RefSeq, a predicted model, not a curated record